Messenger RNA from Amorphotheca resinae ATCC 22711, 1728 nucleotides. Its product is annotated as glycoside hydrolase family 13 protein. NCBI's taxonomy places the organism in Eukaryota, Fungi, Ascomycota, Leotiomycetes, Helotiales, Amorphothecaceae. The record is from RefSeq and is a predicted model, not a curated record. Gene Ontology annotation, molecular function: alpha-amylase activity. The transcript has a single exon. The coding region runs from base 1 to 1728 and encodes 575 amino acids. Gene Ontology annotation, biological process: oligosaccharide catabolic process.
AUGGCGGGCACGGGACGGAUCUGGUGGAAAGAUGGCGUCGUCUACCAAAUCUACCCCGCCAGCUACCAAGACUCCAACGCCGAUGGCCUGGGCGACAUCCCCGGCAUAAUCUCCAAGAUUGACUACAUCAAAGAUUUGGGCAUUGACAUUGUCUGGCUGUCUCCAAUGUACGAGUCUCCGCAGCACGACAUGGGAUAUGAUGUCUCCGACUAUGAAUCCGUGUACCCGCCGUACGGCACCGUCGCUGACAUAGAAGCUCUGAUUGAGGCCUGUCAUUCUCGCGGUAUGCGAUUGAUUCUUGAUCUCGUUGUCAAUCAUACCAGCGAUGAACAUGCAUGGUUCAAGGAAUCGAGAUCUUCAAAGACGAAUCCGAAGAGAGACUGGUAUAUUUGGCGACCAGCCAAGUAUGCAGAGGAUGGAACGAAGAUGCCACCAAAUAAUUGGAGAAGUUUCUUCAGUGGCAGUGUAUGGGAAUGGGACGAGGAGACACAGGAAUACUACCUGCAUCUCUUCGCCAAACAGCAGCCUGAUCUGAACUGGGAGAAUCCUGUUACUCGACGUGCAAUUUAUAACUCAGCCAUGGAAUUCUGGCUCUCUAAGGGUGUGGAUGGGUUCAGAAUUGACACCGUCAAUAUGUAUUCGAAAGGCACAGCGUUCCCGGACGCACCAAUUGUCGAUGAAGGGAUUUUUGAGCAGCCUGCCAGUGGUCUAUUCUGUAACGGACCACGAAUGCAUGAAUUUCUUCGCGAAAUGAACCAGCAGGUCCUCAGUAAAUAUGACACUAUGACCGUGGGCGAACUUCCAUCUACCCCCGACCCCGCCCAUGUGCUCCGUUAUGUUGGUGCAAACGACAGACAGCUGGACAUGGUCUUUCAGUUCGACCUUGUUGAUCUUGGAACCGGCAAACCACACAAAUACGAGUACGAAGGCUACAAACUCUCAGAUUUGAAGGAGGUUGUUAGCAGGUGGCAGACUUUUAUAGCCGGGACCGACGGCUGGACUACCGCAUUCUGCGAGAACCACGACCAAGGUCGCUCUGUAUCUCGCUAUGCCAGUGAUGCACCUGAAUGGCGAGAGAGAUCGGCGAAGAUGUUGGCAAUGAUGAUGUGUGCUAUGACCGGUACACUGUUUAUCUAUCAGGGACAGGAAAUUGGGAUGAUCAACGCGCCAAAAGACUGGCCUAUUGAAGACUAUAAGGAUAUUGAGAGUAUUAAUUACUAUAAUUCAGUGGCGGAGAGGACCAACCGUGAUCCGAAGGCCUUGGAUAGGGUGAUGAAAGGGAUUCAGGUUCUAGGAAGGGACCAUCCAAGAUUGCCAAUGCAGUGGGACGAUUCACCUUUUGCUGGCUUUACCUCGAGCAAAGCCGGAGCUUGGAUGCGGACCCACGAUUCUUACAAAGAUAUUAAUGUGGCUUCACAAGUUAAAGACCCGAAGUCGGUACUUAGUUUCUGGAAGCAGAUGCUUAAAAUCAGGAAGGAGUACAAAGACGUGUUCAUCCAUGGCGAGUUCCAAGGCUUGGACAUGGAGAACGAGCAAACCUUUGUUUUUAGUAAGAAGUAUGGGGCGAAAAAGGCGCUCAUAGUAUUGAAUUUUACGGCGGAUGAGCAAGGGUUCAAGAUGCCCGUUGAGGACGGCAAGCUCGAUUUUCUUGUGGGAAAUAUCCAGGAUGCAGAUGGCACGAAAGCGAGGUUGCAGGGCUAUGAAGGGAGGAUAUACUUCGUCAACUGA